AUGAGUCCCUCCAACCAAGAAAGCUCUAAUGAGGGAAUCACAGGAAUUGCUUAUCCUGUCAAACGAUACAUAACAGGCCAUGACCUGAGCACUGGAGAAAGCAUUUACACAGAUGCACCUGAGUUAUGUACUGCGGAAGUGCCUGGCUUUGGAAUAGCAUCACGCUCUUAUGCUACUCUGAAGCUACCUACAGAAUUGGCGGAUAAUCAAGACCUGAAGGCACACCUCUCACACGACUCUGUUACUAGCUAUACCCGGAGUACGGAAUUUCUCGUUCCCUCAUCAGGAUUGAACACUCAAACAGGACAGAUUGAGCUGGGAGGGGCAAAUGUGAUGAAUCUUGACAUCGACCCCGGUGCGGUGGGUCAUAUGCAUCGAACAGUGUCUUUGGAUAUCUCGACUUGUGUGAUGGGAGAGGUAUAUCAUGAGCUUGAUAGUGGCCAAAAGGUCCUAUUGAAAGCUGGGGAUCACAUCGUUCAGCGGGCAACUAUGCACAGGUGGAUUAACGCCUCCAAGAAGCAUCGUGCUCGAGUAAUUGCAGUUCUUCUUCCAUGCGCCCCAUUCAAAGUCAAUGGUCAAUACGUGACAGAGGAGCAUAGGUUUGGUUAA
Fusarium odoratissimum NRRL 54006 is the source of this 609-nucleotide messenger RNA. RefSeq lists its product as uncharacterized. The transcript is spliced from 2 exons. The coding region runs from base 1 to 609 and encodes 202 amino acids. NCBI's taxonomy places the organism in Eukaryota, Fungi, Ascomycota, Sordariomycetes, Hypocreales, Nectriaceae. The record is from RefSeq and is a predicted model, not a curated record.